Messenger RNA from Triticum urartu, 674 nucleotides. RefSeq lists its product as uncharacterized. The record is from RefSeq and is a predicted model, not a curated record. NCBI's taxonomy places the organism in Eukaryota, Viridiplantae, Streptophyta, Magnoliopsida, Poales, Poaceae.
CACCACCCAAGUCACCAUUGUCGCGCGCAGCAGCUCGAUCGUAGACAAGUGCAGUGUAUACUUGUGUGGCAGGCGGCGAGCGACAGAAGAGAGGCGGAGCUUGGAGGUGGAUCAUAGGCUGAUAGCGCGCACGGUGCUCCCCUCUCCUCCUCAUCGUUUUCGUUGUGGCCUUGUGUGGUAGAGGGCGAUGGAGUGCAGGAAGAUGAAGCCCGUCCUUGCUCUCGUGCUGCUGCUGUCGUGCCAUCUUCUUCUUCCGCUGGUCUCCUCUGUGCCCGUGUCGAGAAGCGUGUCCUUGGCAAAUCAUCAAGCCUCAGCUUCUAGUCUGACUCCGGAGGCGUUGCCUGUUCAGGGCGUCGUGACGACGGCCGCCGAGGAGCAAAGCGUCGUCGGCGAAGUGGUGGCGCGGAUGGACAUCGAGAUCAACGACUACCCUGGAUCCAGCGCCAACGGCCGCCAUGAGCCGCCUAGGAGCCCUGGGAGGGGGUGAAGUCGAUCCGCAGAACCUCCGUGUAUAGGGAGAUUAGUAAUGGGUUAGUCUAGUCUAGAUAGCACUUGUUGGUGAUGACUGAUGAGUUCAACGGGUUAAACAUGUCCGAGCAAGGAAAGAAGCAUUCUAACUACUUUCUAAUAGUGUCAAAAUUGGUCUUACAUUUUGAUACAGAGGGAGUAUAUUA